Messenger RNA from Mesitornis unicolor (brown roatelo), 2934 nucleotides. It is a transcript of the gene CRACDL, whose product is annotated as KIAA1211-like ortholog. Lineage: Eukaryota; Metazoa; Chordata; Aves; Mesitornithiformes; Mesitornithidae. The transcript has 10 exons. The record is from RefSeq and is a predicted model, not a curated record. The coding region runs from base 1 to 2934 and encodes 977 amino acids.
AUGAGUUCCUCGAGGAUGAUGGACGCUAAGGUGCGAGAGACUGAAGGAGAGGACAGCUCAGGAAAGAAAAAAUCGAAGUUCAAAUCUUUCAAAAAGUUUUUUGGUAAAAAGAAAAGGAAAGAGGCAUUGUCUUCUGGGAGGAGCAAUCUGAAGUUAUUCCAGUCAACAGGCGAUGUUGCAGCCUCACACGACGUGCACGUUAAUUAUGAUUCUGAAGAUGAACUUGAGACACACAAAGGCAUUAUGGGAAGCAGAGCUUUGUCACACGAUAGCAUUUUCAUCCCUGAGACUGGGCAAGAGCCUGCAAGGCCAGUAAGAGUGUUUUCUCAAGAAAACAUUUCUGAUCGGAUUAGAGCUUUACAGUUGAAGCUCCAGCCUACCAUGAAAUUGGGACCUCCGCCUCCGUUUGGACUUCAUGCAAAGCGAACAGAGGAUGCUGGGACCAGCUCUGAAGAUGAUGGAUUACCCAGGAGCCCUCCAGAAAUGUCUUUGCUCCGUGAAAACCUAAAUUCAGGCACAAUAACAAGAUUCUCUGACUCUCACAAGCACCUUAGCUCUUUGAGUUUAGCUGGAACAGGCAGUGAAGAAGAAGAACAGGCUACAUUGGGUCCUUCUUCCAGAUCUCGCUCUACAGACAGUCAGCUGUUCCCCAGGCGUGGAAGUGCUAAAACUGGAGCUCCCCAGAUAUCUGACAGUACCACCUCACCUGCAGCCGAUUUUGACACUCCACCUGAGCUUACUUCUUGCUUGGAUAAUUCAGCUGCUAAACACAAGCUUUUAAUAAAACCCCGGAACCAGAGAUCCAGUAAAAUGAGAAGAUUUUCUCAGAGGACUCAGUCUGAAUCUCUGACUGAUUUGAGCUGUACCCCAGAAGAAGAAGAAGAAGAGGAUGAUGAAAAGGAGAUGCUGACAGACUUGCCAGAUGCUGUAUUCAAACCCAGCAAUCAAGAGCUGCCAUGUGGCACAGCUGCAGCUCAGGAUGUGGCUUCCUGGCCGAAGCCCAGAAUGCCUGAGGACCUUCCCCCUGUUUUGAGACCGGCGGUGACUCAGCCUACUUCUGAGUCUGCCCUUGUACAUGAAGCCCUGCUACCAGAGAAUAAACCAGAGGGCUGCCAACCAGCACCGGAAACAAUGUGUGUGAAGUCUGAGUCCUCACUGCUGUUAGAAGGCAAAGACUCCGCAAUGUCUCCCUACUCCAGUCCAGAACGAGAUGUACAAAAGCAUGAAGGUUCCUCAGAAACACCAGUUCUGUCGUCUGAGGAUAUGAGUGAUGUGUCAAUCAAUAUUUUAAAUCAAGAAAAUAAGGAGCUUCCUACUGUGUUUUCAGUAAAUAAAAUACCAUCUGAAGAAGAAAUUUCAAUUAGUAAGAAUAGCGUUAUUCGUUUGGAAGAGUCAGAAGAAAACAAUCAGAAGGAUGACCAGAUAACUGUGGAAAUGCCCUGCAAUACAGAGGCAAAGAAAGAGGUUGCUCUGUUGUCAGAGUCUAGCAAGCAGUUUUCCAUAGGUUCUGUGCAGCCCAUGGACUCACUCCAUGUUUCACAUCCUGCUUCCUCAACGCAGAUGGGAUCAUCAGCUUCCUGCUCUCUGGAGAAAACAAAGGCUGCACAGGAGGCAGCUGCUCCUGUUAAGACUGAGACCAGUCAGUCACCGGUCCACAAGGAGGAACUUUUGGCAAAGAAAGCUGAAAAAGCAGCCAAUGAACUCAAUGCCUUGAGAAAAUUUUCUGUCUCCUCUGCACGAGAGAGACCAAGGACCAGAAGUCUACACUUCCCAGAAAGAUCAGAGUUGGAAAACCCAUUAAAUACCAGAUUCUUCCUGUCUAAAGCAAAGGUCUCCUCGAGAAAUGAGAAGUGGAAAGAAGACUUGCAGAAGGGAUCAGAUCUGGAGGAGGAGCAAAGUAGCAACAAAAAGCAGACUUUGCUGCCAGAGUCCGACUCGGAGAACACCGGCCAAGCUACAGAAAUUUUGCCUGGCUGCGUUUCUCCGGCUGUUGAUGCGGUGCCGGUGCCAACUGAUUCUUUGGUGGUAUCUCAGAAUCAGCCAAGCUGUGGCGAUAAAAGUCCUUUACAAGUGAAACUUAGAUCCACCUCACUGUCCUUGAGAUACAGAGACAACUCAUCACCAGAAUCAAAAGGGAUUAAAAGAUACAGUGCAGAGGUUAAUUUGGAAAAUGAGGGGUUGACUUCCUUUCCUAAAGGUGAUAAGGCACAGAUCAAAAAAACAGCCGAUACCAGUAUUGGUGAUUCUUUAAAUGAAAAGAUCAAACCCAAAGCAAAGUCCUCUGAACAGCUUAGUAGCAAACCUCCAUUGCCUAAAAAGCCAGCCUUGCAAAACAUAACUGUUCCAAAUACUACUGCAAACAAGGAGAAGCAGGACAAAGCUAUUCACUCUCCUGAAUCUGGAAAGGAAGAUAGAAACUUGGAGAAAAAGUCAAAUCCUUCUAAAUUGCCUGAGAGAAGCGUGCCUUCCCCCAUGGCUGCUGGGGACUCCAAAAGAGAUCCCAACAGUCCCACAGAGCCAGCCUGGAUUUCCAUAGCGAGACAGAAGCAGAGGGGCAUGCAACAGGAGCAGGAACUCGACAGAGAAAAACCUGUGGCUCUGGAUGUUAAGUCAGAUACAGAGAAACAGAAUAAAGAGAAGGAACAAACAGAGGGGUCAGUGAAGCAGCAAUGGAGCAAACCUUCACACUUGGCACCUAAAACCACUUCUGAAGAACAGAGGAAGGAGACAAAGUCUGAAGUGAAGGAGCCGUUGCUGAGAACCAAUUCACUGUCACAUUAUGUCCCUGUAGCUCCAUCACCAGCACCGGUGGAUAAAGAGGAAAUAAGCCACUUGAAGAAAGCCAGUAAUGCUGCUGCGGAUCAGCCAUCAUGGAUGGAACUGGCCAAAAAGAAAUCGCAAGCUUGGAGUGAUAUGCCACAGAUUAUAAAAUAG